Messenger RNA from Nakaseomyces glabratus, 252 nucleotides. RefSeq lists its product as uncharacterized. NCBI's taxonomy places the organism in Eukaryota, Fungi, Ascomycota, Saccharomycetes, Saccharomycetales, Saccharomycetaceae. The record is from RefSeq and is a predicted model, not a curated record.
AUGCGUUUCCCUCUUCCUCUCGAGAGCCAGUUAAGUCCCUUCGAUUAUCAUCAGGUCAGGGACAAGUUUGGCUUCAAAACUCCACUCUUUGCUCUGACUCAUUUUGAAUCCCAAACCAUGAGCUCUUUGAGUGGAAUGAGAGGGUUAGAGGAGAAUGGGAUCAGCACUGGUAUUGCCAAAGGGUAUAAGAGUACCCCACACGUACGAAGUUGGGGUUUUCUGUCGUUCUUGCAUGGUGUAAUAUCUUGCUAA